Molecule: messenger RNA, 1143 nt
Organism: Perkinsus marinus ATCC 50983
Lineage: Eukaryota; Perkinsozoa; Perkinsida; Perkinsidae
Exons: 12
Coding region: 31-1026 (331 amino acids)
Source: RefSeq, a predicted model, not a curated record
GUAACUCGUCGUCUUACCUCCUCCCCUUACAUGAAGUCUAUCCCCUUAUACAUUUUGGCAGCCCUUGGAGCCCGAUGGCUCUACUUUGCGGUGAAGAAGUAUCUGAGGGAUAGGAACUCCAUUGAUUGGCGAAAGAGCGCCAUCAACGAAUACACACAAAUCCAAGCCUGUAUACUGACAACAGAACAUCUUGCAGAACUUGGCAGAAUUGAAAAACGCACGGUAUUUUGUAAAGACAUCAAAGAUUUCUUCGGCCACGACACGUACGUUAUCAACAAGGUGUUGGAGGCCGCGAAGAAAGCCACGCCUGAGGAUCCGAUACUGACGAAAUUCUUAAGCAGUGAUGACAAGUGGCAUGUUCUAUCCACUUGCACGAACCACCUUUCGGCCCUGUUUGCCCCCUAUCACAUCUUUUUCAAUGAGGCUCGGAGGUGCGAUUCCUACUAUAGAAGUGCAUGGUACGCAUUCACCCUUACCUGUGGGGGCUCCACUGGAGAGGGAAGGUUCUUCGUCACACCAUAUAAACCCGUGAGCAGAGUAGAUGAUGUUGGCAGCUUGAGAAUUAGGAUUAUACUAGUCAAUGAAGAGGAACUAAGAGAAAUAUGUACUGGUCAGAUAUGUCCUCCUACGUGGGGAUUUUUCAACACACGGCAUGAGUGUCGGUGGAAUCUUUUAAAGAGGUUUUCCGAACUGUUCGAACGGCAGUUGAUGAACGUAUCGGGCGACCCAACGUUGAGGGACUGGGGCGCCAACUUGUGUGGCAGAUUGAGCCCACUUACCAAGAAGAAAAAAGGCCGUGAGAGUAACAGUAAACCGGCAGCAGCAACUCCGAAUUUGCAGUAUAAGAACGCGCGGCAACGGGCCGUACCAGAGAAAUAUGAACCUGAGGACAACUGUUUUCUCCGACUGCAUAUUCCCUAUCCUACUGCGUAUCGUAACAGUGAUGAUCAUGACAGUCCUAAUGGCAGGACUAUUAGGAAGGAUAGCAGUUUGGGGAAAAGCAAAGAUGUGGUCCUGUUCGAAUGAUCUAGAGGAGCGUUCUCUGCAUGGUGGCAAUGAUGCAGAACGCUGUAGCAAACGAAUCUCAGGAGCGUGCCGCAGGAUACGACGCGUAUCUGUGUGUUGUACAUUUAGUAACGACUU